Molecule: messenger RNA, 4256 nt
Organism: Lutra lutra (Eurasian river otter)
Lineage: Eukaryota; Metazoa; Chordata; Mammalia; Carnivora; Mustelidae
Gene: WNK4
Product: WNK lysine deficient protein kinase 4
Exons: 19
Coding region: 157-3888 (1243 amino acids)
Biological process (GO): protein phosphorylation; negative regulation of sodium ion transport; positive regulation of sodium ion transmembrane transporter activity
Cellular component (GO): cytosol; cytoplasm
Molecular function (GO): potassium channel inhibitor activity; chloride channel inhibitor activity; protein serine/threonine kinase activity
Source: RefSeq, a predicted model, not a curated record
GCUGGGGGCGGGACCGGGGGCGGGGCUGCGGGGGGGCGGGACCGGGACUGGGGGCCGCGGGAGCUCAGUCGGAGCGCAGCGCACCGGGCCAGUCCGCCUGUCAGGCCGCCGCCUCCAGCCGCCCGGCUAACUGCCUUGCGGCGCCGGCCCUUCCUUAUGCUAGCACCCCCGACCCCCGAGACUGCGAUCCCCAUGUCCCAGGCGGAGACCGACCUAGCCCUGCGGCCCCCGCCGCCUCUCGCCGCCGCCGCCGGUCCGCCCCGCCUUGGGCCCCCUCCGCGCCGGGUGCGCCGCUUCUCCGGGAAGGCUGAGCCCCGGCCGCGCUCUUCCCGUCUCAGCCGCCGCAGCUCAGUCGACUUGGGGCUGCUGAGCUCUUGGUCCCAGCCAGCCUCACCCGUUCCGGAGACCCCCGCUCUUCCGGACUCUGCUGGUCCUGGCCCCGCGAGGAGCCCACCGCCUAGUUGUCCAGAGCCCCCCGAGGGCACGUGGACCGGGGAAGCCCCCGUGAAGGCUGCAGACUCCGCGCGUCCGGAGCUCGCGGGCUCUGCAGGAGGCCCGGGGUCCCGGGAUCCGCCGACAGUCCCCGAAGCCGCGGCUCGGGAGCGGCAGCGGGAGCAGGAGGAAAAGGAGGAUACGGAGACCCAGGCCGUGGCAACGUCCCCAGACGGCCGAUACCUCAAGUUUGACAUCGAGAUUGGACGUGGCUCGUUCAAGACGGUGUAUCGAGGGCUGGACACCGACACCACGGUGGAGGUGGCCUGGUGUGAGCUGCAGACUCGGAAACUGUCUCGAACCGAGCGACAGCGAUUCUCCGAGGAAGUGGAGAUGCUCAAGGGGCUGCAGCACCCCAACAUCGUCCGCUUCUAUGACUCAUGGAAGUCAGUGCUGAGGGGCCAGGUUUGCAUCGUGCUGGUGACCGAACUCAUGACCUCCGGCACCCUCAAGACAUACCUGAGGCGGUUCCGCGAGAUGAAACCACGAGUCCUUCAGCGCUGGAGCCGCCAGAUCCUUCGGGGGCUUCAUUUCCUACACUCCCGGGUACCCCCCAUUCUGCACCGGGAUCUCAAGUGCGACAACGUCUUUAUCACGGGCCCUUCAGGUUCGGUCAAGAUCGGCGACCUGGGCCUGGCCACGCUCAAACGCGCUUCCUUUGCCAAGAGCGUGAUCGGGACCCCGGAGUUCAUGGCCCCUGAGAUGUACGAGGAAAAGUACGAUGAGGCUGUGGACGUGUACGCAUUUGGCAUGUGUAUGCUGGAGAUGGCCACCUCAGAGUACCCUUACUCCGAGUGCCAGAAUGCCGCGCAGAUCUACCGCAAGGUCACUUCGGGCACAAAGCCGAACAGCUUCUAUAAGGUGAAGAUUCCCGAGGUGAAGGAGAUCAUCGAAGGCUGCAUCCGCACCGAUAAGAACGAGAGGUUCACCAUCCAGGACCUCCUGGCUCACGCCUUCUUCCGCGAAGAGCGCGGCGUGCACGUGGAGCUAGCGGAGGAGGACGAUGGGGAGAAGCCGGGCCUGAAGCUCUGGCUGCGAAUGGAGGACGCGCGGCGUGGGGGGCGCCCACGGGACAACCAGGCCAUAGAGUUCCUGUUCCAGCUGGGCCGGGACGCCGCAGAGGAGGUGGCGCAGGAGAUGGUGGCCCUGGGUUUAGUCUGCGAAGCUGAUUACCAGCCAGUGGCCCGCGCAGUACGUGAACGAGUUGCUGCCAUCCAGCGAAAGCGUGAGAAGCUGCGCAAAGCUAGGGAGUUGGAGGCCCACCCCCCUGCACCAGGACCUCCACCAGCAGCUGUCCCCAUGACUCCUGGUGGUCCCCCCAGCGGCUUCCCCCCGGAGCCCGAGGAGCCCGAGGCGGACCAGCACCAGCCUUUCCUCUUCCGCCAUGCCAGCUACUCAUCUACCACCUCGGAUUGCGAGACUGAUGGCUACCUCAGCUCCUCUGGCUUCCUGGAUGCCUCAGACCCUGCCUUUCAACCCCCUGGGGGGGUGCCAUCCAGCCCUGCUGAGUCCCAUCUCUGCCUGCCCUCGGCUUUUGCCCUAUCCAUUCCACGUUCUGGCCCUGGCAGUGACUUUUCCCCAGGAGACAGCUAUGCCUCGGAUGCAGCGUCAGGCCUUAGUGAUGUGGGAGAAGGGAUGGGACGCAUGAGGAGACCCCCAGGGAGAACUCCCCGGCGCAGACCGCGAUCCCGGCUACGGGUCACUAGUGUCUCAGACCAGAAUGACAGAGUGGUUGAGUGCCAGCUGCAGACGCACAAUAGCAAGAUGGUGACCUUCCGAUUCGAUCUGGAUGGGGACAGCCCAGAAGAGAUUGCAGCUGCCAUGGUGUAUAACGAGUUCAUUCUGCCCUCGGAGCGAACCGGCUUCCUGAGCCGUAUUCGGGAGAUUAUCCAGCGAGUGGAGACCCUGUUGAAGAGAGACACUGGCCCUGUGGAGGCUGCUGAGGACCCUCUGGGCCCCCAGGAGGAGCCAGCAUCAUUGCCUGCCCUCUCGGGCCCCCUCCCAGACCCAUCCCGUGCAGAGCUCCAGAGCUGCACCUCCCUGGAGCAGAGGAGCUGGGCAGCCUUCUCCACCUCCUCAUCUUCUUCUGGAACCCCUCUGUCUCCUGGAAACUUAUUUUCCCCUGGAAACCUGUUUUCCCCCAGAACCCCUGUUUCCCCAAGUCCCAUCUUCCCUAUCACUUCUCCCCCAUACUCCAGCCCCUCUCUAUUCUCCCAAGUGUCUUCAAAUCUCUCGCCACACUCCCCUGGCUCUCCACUUGCGUUCUCCCCCAGUGCUACCCAGGUCCCUGACCCAGCCUCUCAUACUCUGCAGAGCUCUGUCCUCCCUUCUCCACUUGCCUUCUCUCCCAGUGGCUCCCAGGUCACUCUGACUCCUCCUUCCUUUCCCCCCUACCCUUCCACAUCUCCCCUCCCCUCCACCACAGCCGCCCCUCUCCUCUCUCUGGCUAGUGCCUUCUCACUGGCUGUGAUGACUGUGGCCCAGUCCCUGCUGUCCCCCUCACCUGGGCUCCUGUCCCAGUCUCCUGCAGCCCCCCCUGCUCCCCUACCCAGUCUGCCCCCACCUCCCCCCGCUGCUCCUUGUGGCCAGGAUAGGCCUUCACCUUCAGCGGCUGAGAUGGAGAAUGAGGCCCUGCCAAAUCCUGCUCGGCCCCUUCUGGGUGAAGCCAGACUCGAGCCCAUCUCUGAAGAGGGAAAGCCGCAGCUUGUGGGGCGUUUCCAAGUGACUUCAUCCAAGGAACCGGCUGAGCCUCUUCCCCUGCAACCGGCAUUCCCAGCUCUUUCCAGUUCCCUGAAGCCUCCAACCCCUCAGCUGACCUCGGAGAGCUCAGACACAGAGGAUAGUGCUGGAAGUGGGCCGGAGGCCAGAGAGGCUCUGGCUGAGAGUGACCGUGCAGCGGAAGGCCUAGGGGCUGGAGUUGAGGAAGGGGACGAUGGGAAGGAACCCCGAGUGGGGGGCAGCCCCCCACCCCAGAGCCAUCCCAGCCCAGUAUGGAUGAACUACUCAUACAGUAGCCUGUGCCUGAGCAGUGAGGAAUCCGAGAGCAGUGGGGAGGAUGAGGAAUUCUGGGCUCAGCUGCAGAGUCUUCGGCAGAAGCACUUGUCAGAGGUGGAGGCCCUACAGACACUGCAGAAGAAGGAAAUCGAGGACUUGUACAGCCGGCUUGGGAAGCAGCCCCCACCGGGUAUCGUGGCCCCAGCUGCUAUGCUGUCCAGCCGCCAGCGCCGCCUUUCCAAGGGCAGCUUCCCCACUUCCCGCCGCAACAGCCUGCAGCGCUCUGAGCCCCCAGGCCCUGGCAUCAUGCGAAGGAACUCUCUGAGUGGCAGCAGCACCGGCUCCCAGGAGCAGCGGGCAAGCAAGGGGGUGACAUUCGCCGGGGAUGUUGGCAGGAUGUGAAUUCAGAACAGAAGCCAUGUGUCUCCCCCACACCAGGGCCCACCAUGGAGCUUGUGCUCUCAGAAUCUGCUGACCAACACAACUCUGCAAGAAGACCCCAGUACUGAGGGAGUAGAAGGCCAAAGGGGCAUGGAGAGUGCUGUUCCAUUGUAGGGAAGAGCCAAACAUGCGGGAACUAUUUACUGUGUGUAGGUGUCAGUUCUGCAGCCUACCAUCCUCAUGCCUCCACCUCCCCAGCCCAGAGUCAACCACUAAGCAAUCCCAUUCAAGCCCUAAUGCUUCUAGAGGGCACACUCUAGCUGAGCAAGUGUAGGGGGUGUGCUCACACUAGAAUUCACAACAGCCAAUAAAACUGCUGGAAACUAGGA